UUAUAAUGCCAAUGAUCUCCAACCUAAAUCAGAAAAAGUCUCGCAUAUUUUUUUUAAACCAAAUAAGCAAGCAAAAGCCGCCUAAGGCCCAUUAAUCUUACCUGUUUUCUCUAUAGGAAUCUUUGGUCAUCGUCCCGAUCUUGUGGGAAACCAAGAUCAUGCUGCCCAAGGCCUUCUUCCCUCUUUCUCUUAUCACGAUCAUCACCUUCUUUUCUUAUUCUUCCCAUGUUGCUCCUGCUUCAGCCUCUUCAACAGUACAAGGAAGAGCAGAAGCAGAAGCACUGCUCAAAUGGAAAGCAACCCUCCAAAACCAAACUCAAUCUCAUCUAUCCUCAUGGACCCUUUCUCGUAGCAACGCAACCUCAACUUCAAGCCCAUGCAUGAUGAGUUGGAUAGGGAUCGGUUGCAACGAUGUGGGAAGUGUCACCCGCAUAAACCUAACAAGCAUCGGUUUGAUAGGUACGCUUCGUUACUUCAACUUCACAUCCUUUCCUAACCUAAACAGUCUUGAUCUCCACUAUAACUUGCUUUUUGGAGAAAUCCCUUCUCGUAUCAGCAACCUUUCCCAACUUUCCGUUCUAAAUCUGGGUUCCAAUCAAUUCUCUGGGAUUAUUCCUCUGGAAGUAGGAAAGUUGAUGAAUCUCAAUGUAUUAAUCUUCUCAAAUAACCUUCUUCAAGGUUCUAUUCCUUCCAAUAUAGGAUACUUGACCAAUCUUUCAGUCCUAAACCUUGGAAGCAAUCAUCUAUCUGGCUCCAUCCCACCUGAACUUGGCAAGUUAAAAUCUCUCACUGAACUUCGCUUGAAUUUGAACAACCUGACUAGUUCAAUUCCAGCGUCUUUGGGUGAUUUGAUUGGCUUGAAGGUCUUGUCUCUCUAUGGAAACCAGUUGUCUGGUCCAUUACCUGGAGAGAUCAAUAAUCUCACCAACUUGACAUUAUUCUUCUUGUCGAACAACAGCAUUUCUGGAUUUUUACCGGAAGAUAUAUGUCAUGGUGGCAUACUUGAAGAUUUUUGUGCAAGCAACAAUCGUUUUGUAGGUACUGUUCCUAAAGGCUUGAAAAACUGCACAAGCCUAACUAGACUCCGACUUGAUAGGAACAACCUCAUUGGGAAUAUAUCUCAAGACUUCGGUAUAUACCCAAAACUUGAUUACGUUGAUUUGAGCUACAACAAGUUUCUUGGCGAGAUUUCUUCAAACUGGGGAAAGUGCCAACUUCUGACGAGCUUAAAAAUCUCCAAUAAUCAAAUUACUGGAGAGAUCCCCCCGGAGCUUGGAGAAUCUACUCUUUUGCAUGUGAUUGACCUUUCUUCAAAUAAUCUUGUGGGAAAAAUUCCUUAUGAGUUGGGGAAGCUAAAAUCAUUGUUCAACUUGACUUUGAGCAACAACAAUCUUUCUGGCAGUAUUCCUCCAGAAAUCGGAACUGAUCUACCAGAUUUGACGUAUCUUGAUCUGGCAGAAAACAACCUAAGUGGUCCAAUACCCAGACAGCUUGGUGACUGCUCGAAAAUGCUGUACUUAAACUUGAGAAACAACCAUUUUAGUGAAGGCAUCCCCAUCGAAAUCGGCAAGUUGUUGUUCCUGCAAGUUCUAUUAGAUCUUAGCAGGAAUUCACUAACCGGGAAAAUCCCAUGGCAACUUGGGAACCUGGUCAAACUGGAAAUCCUGAAUCUUUCCCACAAUAAUCUUAGUGGUUCCAUCCCAUCUUCCUUCGAUAAUUUGCAGAGUAUGAGGUUGGUUGAUUUAUCCUACAAUGACUUGGAGGGUCCGAUUCCGAACAACAAAGCCUUUGAAGAAGCGAGGAGCGAAGCAUUUAGUCAUAAUAAAGACUUGUGCGGGAACCAUACUGGAUUGAAGAGUUGUCAUCCUCCUGUGCAAGAUGCCAAAGAUGGUGAUGAUCAUGUAGUCCUUUUGAUUAUCAUCCCUAUACCUGUUGCUGUAUUCUUUUUUACCACCAUAACUGGUAUGAUUUAUAUACUGAGAAAAGAAAGGAAAAAGAAAGGCAACAAACUAAGGGAUUCACAUCAAGAAAAUGUGUUUUCAAUCUGGAGCUAUGAUGGCAAAUUAGUCUUUCAAGACAUUAAGGACGCGACUGAAGGUUUCCACACCAAGUACUGCAUCGGAGUAGGAGCAACCGGAAGCGUUUAUAAAGCAGAAAUGUCAUCGGGCCAGGUUGUAGCCGUGAAGAUACUGCAGCAUGCAAUGUUGGAAGAGUGCAAGAGUUAUGAGAGUGAGAUUCGGGCACUGACAAAGAUACGCCAUAGAAACAUCGUGAAGCUUCAUGGUUUCUGUUCACAUGCUCAGCAAUCUUUUCUGAUAUAUGAAUACUUGGAGAGAGGAAGCAUGGCUAAAAUCCUUAGCAAUAUGGGAAAAUCAAAGGAAUUAGAUUGGAUCAAACGAAUCAACAUCGUUAAAGGGUUUGCUAAUGCUCUCUGCUACAUGCAUCAUGAUUGCAGGCCGCCGAUAAUUCAUCGAGACAUCUCGAGCAACAAUCUAUUGCUGGAUACAGAUUAUGAAGCUCAUGUGUCUGACUUUGGCACUGCAAGAGUUGUGAAGCUUGAUUCAUGUAACUGGACAGGACUUGCUGGAACAUAUGGAUACAUUGCUCCAGAGCUUGCUUACACAAUGAAGGUAACUGAGAAAUGUGACGUGUAUAGCUUUGGGGUGGUGACACUGGAAAUAAUUGUGGGACAUCAUCCUGGAGAGCUGAUAUGCUCUCUUUCAAGUAGUACUAGUUCAAUGUCAUCUUCUUCAUCACCAGCAUCGUCUUUUUCGCCAUUCAAUCCCCACAGUAUGCUACUGAAGGAUAUGUUGGACAAGCGUAUAGCAACUCCUCAGGCCGAAAUUGCUGAUGAAGUGAUCACAAUUGUUAAACUGGCAUUCUCAUGCAUUAAUGCAAAUCCAGAUCUUCGGCCAACCAUGGAGCGUGUAUCUCAAGAGCUAUCAACUCGUAGGCAAUCCUUCUCUGAGUCAUUUGACAUGGUCACAUUAAGACAGCUGAUGAAUCUUGAUCACGAGGAUUGACACAGGCCAGCAAGAUCAGGAAGCCCCUCUAAAAUGCCUACAGUACUGUAUAUAUGCAUCAUGCAUGUACGCAACUUAUAAGUAAACUUAUUAAUUAUUAACACAAGAUCAGGAGACGUACUUACCUGCAUAUAUAUUUUAUGUAUAAUAAAGAUCGAUCAUAUAUAGUUUUGUUAGUGAU
Juglans microcarpa x Juglans regia is the source of this 3204-nucleotide messenger RNA. RefSeq names its product MDIS1-interacting receptor like kinase 2-like. Gene Ontology annotation, molecular function: protein binding; ATP binding; protein kinase activity. NCBI's taxonomy places the organism in Eukaryota, Viridiplantae, Streptophyta, Magnoliopsida, Fagales, Juglandaceae. The record is from RefSeq and is a predicted model, not a curated record. Gene Ontology annotation, biological process: protein phosphorylation. Bases 159 to 3023 code for a protein of 954 amino acids. The transcript is spliced from 2 exons.